ACAAUUUAGAAAAUAUCAAAUGAAGAUCAAUCACAAUUUAGAAAAUAUCAAAUGAAGAUCAAUCACAAUCUAUCUACCACAAAAGAAACACACCAGAUGAAGAAAAUAUCUAUAGCAAUCAAAACAGCUCCGAAACUAAAAUAGGAUAGUUCGGCGAUUUCAUCUCGCAAAUUAUAAAUUUUUUUUGAAACCCAGAUCUGGGUUUCAGAGAGGAAGAUCUCUCCUCCCCCGUUGUUGGUUCAGCAAGCCUGAGAAAACCCAGAUCUCGUCUCUCCCUUCUCUUUUGGUAAACGGAUAUAUUCUGCUUUUCUGGUCCACUGCUCCACAACCACCUCCAGCACAAGUUCUACAACUAGGAACCCUCGCUCUUCUUCCUCCACCUCUAACACUUCCGGCCGCGAAGCUAUCCUCGCCAUCCGCCUCAAGAAGGUACCGGAUAUUAAUCUCUCUUCAAUGGUCUCUACAGGCUUGCUGGUUCAGGGGCCUAAGAAAACCCAAAUCUGGGUGUAGGGACGGCAGGGUGCGUGGCGGUUUGCUGAUGUUGUUCCUGCACGGUGAUGGAGCUACUGGUGUUCGGGUUUUGCAAGGUACCUACGGGGCUGUGCAAGAAGGCGUGGAAAAAGAGGAAACGUCGACAAAUCCUGAAGAUGAAGAAGUAGGGGGUGAUGGGGGAGGAAAUAGGAAGGAGCUGGAUGCGAAGGCAAAUCAGGUGGCGACGAAGAGCCAACUUGGCAUUUCGGAGGUGGUGGCAGGGGGUGAUGGGGGGAGGAAACCUAGAUCUGGGUUUGAGAGGCCUCCACCAUCACCCAUGUCGCCGGCUGAAAACCCAGAUCUGGAGAGGAAGAAGGGAGAAGAGAGACUCUGAUUUUGAUUUUGAUUUUGGAGAGAAAGAAUAAGAAGGAUGAUCUGAUUGGUUUAGGGUUUUUAAUUUGAGAAGGAAAUGAAAGGAGAAACGAAGAAAACUGUGGGAAUUUG
Molecule: messenger RNA, 975 nt
Organism: Rubroshorea leprosula
Lineage: Eukaryota; Viridiplantae; Streptophyta; Magnoliopsida; Malvales; Dipterocarpaceae
Source: the annotation of a GenBank genome assembly